UAUUAACAUUCUCUUAUGACUGAAUCUAAGAGAUCCUCCUAUUUUAAACCUUUCUUAUUUGGAGCAAUUUCAGGAUGCUCAGCUGCAGCUAUAAUAAUGCCUAUAGAUACUUUAAAAGUGAGAAUCCAAAUUUAGAGUGAAAACUUGGGCCUUGGAUUGGUCAGUCAUAAGAAGAACUUAUUUUAAAUUUGUAAGGAUAUGCUCCAAAAAGAGGGACUAGGAGGAUUUUAUUCAGGGUAGAUUAUAUUAAUAUUCUAGACUUGGUUCUGCAUUAUUGAGAUAAUUAACAUAUACUACUACUCGUCUUGGAAUAUUUAAAAUAAUCACAGAGAAAGUGAAGAAAUAAUAAUAACGUAUAUAUUACAAUUAAAUAUUUAAGGUGAUUUAAGUUUUAUUGAGAAAGUAGGAGCAUCUUCAUUAGCUGGAUUUAUUGGAGCAUUAGUAGGGAAUCCAACAGAUGUUUGCUUGAUUAGAUUUUAAGCAGAUUAAUCAUUGCCAAUUGAGGAAAGAAGGAAUUAUAAAAAUGCUUUUGAAGCUUUAGCAAGAAUUUAUAAAGAAGAAGGAAUUUUAGCUUUUUGGAAAGGAUCUAUGCCAACUGUAACUAGAGCUGUCGCAAUAACAAUAGGAUAAUUAACUACAUAUGAUUAAUUGAAAUAAAUGAGUAUGCAAUUAAAAGAUUCAAAAAUAGAAAGCACAUUUGAUAGGAUAAUGUAAAAAAUUGUAUAUUUAUAUAUAUAUAGAGCAUCAUGUGGAGCAGGAAUAAUCUCUUCUGUGAUUUCAUUACCUUUUGACAAUGUGAAGACUAAACUUUAGAAGAUGAAAUGUUUAGGAGAUGGUUCAAUGCCAUAUACCGGUGUGAUGGAUUGUUUUGUUAAGACCAUAAAAAGAGAGAAGUUAUUAGGAUUAUGGGUUGGAUUAUUUGUAUACUUUUCAAGAGUGGCACCAUAAUCUAUAAUGAUUCUAUUGAUAUAAGAUUACCUCCAUUAGAAAUAUAAUUGAUUAGGU
Molecule: messenger RNA, 1005 nt
Organism: Paramecium sonneborni
Lineage: Eukaryota; Ciliophora; Oligohymenophorea; Peniculida; Parameciidae
Source: the annotation of a GenBank genome assembly